This is a messenger RNA of Passer montanus (Eurasian tree sparrow), 7754 nucleotides long. It is a transcript of the gene FASTKD1, whose product is annotated as FAST kinase domains 1. Gene Ontology annotation, molecular function: RNA binding. The transcript has 16 exons. Gene Ontology annotation, biological process: regulation of mitochondrial mRNA stability; mitochondrial RNA processing. Bases 2758 to 5253 code for a protein of 831 amino acids. The record is from RefSeq and is a predicted model, not a curated record. Gene Ontology annotation, cellular component: ribonucleoprotein granule; mitochondrial matrix. Lineage: Eukaryota; Metazoa; Chordata; Aves; Passeriformes; Passeridae.
UGCCGCGGCCCCGCCGCCCCGGCCCGAGCGGCCCGGCGCGGGAAGGAGCCCGAGGCCGGAGCGCCGCAGGUACUCGGGCCCUUCCUAGCCAAAAGUCUCUGGAACAGUGCCGGUCUUCCCCGCUGAGCCCGCGAAAUGGCCAAGGGUUGGUAAAGGAACCGUCCUGCACGGUGCUGGAAGCGCAGGGUUCCUCCGGCAGUGCGCCUCGCUGGGGCUUGUAAAGAAUUUAAACGGGAAUUUAGGCCAACUGUGCAAAAAAAAUGAGUAACUGAUUAUAGUGUCCCAUAUGUAUGUAUUGCAAUUCAAAGUUAAUGUAUCUAAAAAUUAAGGAAUGAAAGUUUAUGGCAAUGCCUGAAGUUGUGAGCACCUUCUGCAUUAAGGAAGACUGGCACUGAAGUAUGUACCUCCUUUGAUGGGUUUUAAUUCAAACCAGUAGGCAUUUGGGUCAGUAAUCACAUACAUAAUGGGAGGUAAUGCAACUUAUGUGACUGGCUGAUGGGAAGUUUGUUAGAAGUAGAAAACCCAAUGAUCUCCUUAUGAUCUUCUGAAAAAAAAAAAAAAAACAAACAACAACAAAACCUAUUUAAAAUGUGAAACCUACACCUGUGAGUUCUGAAAUCCUGAAGAAGCUGAUGAGUGGACAUCUGUUCAGUAAAUCAACACUGGCUUCAGCACAGCAUGCUUUGUUAAGUCUUGCUUUCCUCCCCUAUGUUUUCAGUUUACAAUUUGACAUCAUUUUAUCUAGCAUUUUUAAUUUGAUUUAGGCAUUUUAUCCAAAUGUACUUCACAGGUCAAAAGUGAAAAGUUCAGCAUCUUGUAAAUGAAAAACCUAUGAUUUACAGAAGUCUCCUUUAUAUGAACAUGGAAUUGUUUUCUGCUACAGUUUUCCUCUCAGAUGCCUUGGAAUUGCUAUGUGAGUUUGCACAAGGCCUGACAUUCUUGAAAGAGGGACUUUAUGUGCCACCCUUUGAGCUUACCUGACAGGGUUUGGGUUACUUGCAUGCCUGUGUGAACUGGAACUGGGGCAAUCUGGAAUUUGUUAGCAAGAUGAUACAGAACCUGUCCAAGUUAUAAAUUCCACAAUUACAAAAGUUGUAACUAAUCCAGUUUAAAAAAAAAAAUACAUGCUCUUUUUCUAAAAUAGCACAUACCUGUGAUAAAUAAUUUAGGGUCUAUUCUAUUUGUUUGAGUUCCAUAUUCAUAGGUAUCCAAUAUAUUAGGAGAUGACAGAAAAAAACUAAAAAUGCAAAACAUUUGAUAGACAGCUGCAAUACAGCUGGUCAGAACUGGUCAUGGUCAUAGUCCUAAUUCUGCUUUUUGGAUGGAAUAUAGAGCAAUCUGAGAUUCUUAUCAUUAUUUCUAAAUGUCUUUGCUGCUAUCACUGAGAAAAGGUCCAGGAAGAUGACCUGGAGCUAUGCAUAUUCCACAUAAGCAACACUUCUCUCCCAAAACUCAUAAUUUUAAAUUUAUUGUUGUUGCAAAGCAUUAAAAAAUGGUAAAAUAAAAUAACAUUAACUGCAGUACAACAAAGCUUAGCUCUUCAACUCUACCCUUCCGAACUUCAGUCCCUUUGUGCUUUUCCUAGUCAGGGAAGGCUUUCCCCCACUUCAGAAUGAGUUAUAAAAACGUUGCUUUAUUUAAUAUGCAGUAGUCAGUAUGAACCUUGGACCUUUUUAAUUAUUAUUUUUAUUUCCUUUGGAAAGUCGUAACUGGCCGGACUUUUCCCUUUCUCCCUUCCGGGAAGCGCCGUGCCUGGGACAUGCGCGCGGCCAAUGGCGGUGCCGGGGCACGUGGGCGCGGGGAGCGGCAUCCGGCUGCGCCUGGGAAGCGGGAAAGCGAAGGUAAACCGAGAGCUUCUGCUCGGGUCCGGCCCUGCGGAACUGGCACUGGCUCCUUUGCGGUCUCGUUUAACCCCGCCGGCUGCUGGAGUUUGCCGUGUGACGAGCCCUCGCUGAAGGCAGCGCUGGCAGCCGCUGCCGCCCCGUGCCGGCCGGCAGCUGGGCCGUGCCCGCCCGCCCGGUGCCUCCCGGCGCUUCCCGGCCUCCCGGUGCCUGCCGGGAGCGCCCCUCAGCGGUGCCCGCGGCCCCGGAGGGGGAAUGGAGUCUGGCCCCUCCGGCGGCGCUCUCCCCUUCCCGCGCUCUCUCCGGGGCCCUGUGGGUCCGCGCUCCCCGGUGGCAGCGGGCGGGCUCUCCGGGCUCGUACCCGGGGCCAGGGCUGUUGCGUUGCCCGCGGCUGGGCUCACUGAGGCGAGAACGGUGCCUGUACUGCGCAAGCAGCUCUCUUAAGGCUUAGUUACUUAAAUCUCUCGCAGUUCUUGGGGAGUGCUUUGCUUGUAUCUGCCCCAGUGUCAGUGACAGCAGUGUGGUGCAAUAUGCUGUACAGCUUUUUGUUUGAGGAAGAGGACUGUACAGAUGUCAAAGGAAAUCCACCUAUAUCCAUCUUUCUGGAAUGAUCUCAGUACCUGGUGCGGGCUGCACAAAAAAGGUUUUUUCUUCCUCAACAGACCUAGUGGGUGCUGCUGCCAUCGCCUUGAUAAUGUUGCACUGAUGGAAUCAUGCCCACAAUUGAAGAGCAUUCAAGUUUGCUGAAGGUACCUCAGAAUUGACUUCUAAAUACAGUGACCAUAGAGGAUCAAAGAAAAAUGGUCUGCUGUUUUUCAAAUAUUUGAGUUUGUUGUCUGUAAAAGCAUGGUUGCCUGUGAAAAGUGAAAGAAGAAUCUUUCUGGACAGUUUAAAGCUAACUGGUAGGCGAAGCAAAAUGCUUUGUGUGAGGCAGGUUUGCUUGUUCACACUGAGGCGUUACCAGGCUCGGACUCUGUGUAGUGAUCUGCUUUUGAGCCAGAUAAAUGACUGCACCCAUGAAGAUGAAGUGUUCAGCCUUGUUGGAAGGAACAAGGCCAGACUUUCUGAAAAGCACGUGGGAAAUGCAUUGAACAUGCUGUGGCAAUUGCAAAAGAAGAGGCCCUUUCUCUUAAGGACCAGUGACUACGUAAGAAAUCACUCCCAGUUUCUUACCCUUUGCGUUUUGGCAGAAAACAAGGUGGAGCACAUGGAAGAUGAGGUGAUAGUGGACACCUUGUAUAGCAUCUUGAGGCUCAAUGUUGAAGACCAUAUUUCUCUAGCAAAGGUGCUUGUUACAGAAGCAUGGAAAAGAUUAGAAAGGCUUAGUUUGCCUGCUCUGUCCAAAUUCGCUCUGUGCUUAUACAAGCAACACAGGCACUUCAGUCCCAUAAUUGGCCAAGUUGCUCAUAUUGUGGACAUGAAACUGGAUUCUAUACAGGAUAUAAGGAUCUUGUCAGUUUUGAUGAUCAGCAUAUCUGAAGUUAUCACGGAGAGUUUUCGAGAUCGAUUACUACACAAGGCUGAACAGCUCUUAGAAGAGCAUGAAGCCCACUUCAACUAUGCCAGAAGAACAUUACAGUUUCUCCAAACUGUUAAACUGAAAUAUCAUCCACUGCUGGAAAAAUGCAACAGGAUUUUCCUUAAAAGUGCCUCUCAUCUUGAUAUACGCAGUAUUAGUCAUAUUUUUGGACUGUAUGAGCAGCUGGGUUUUGACAAUGCUGAAUUUCGCUUGAUUGCUAAACAGCUGCUAUCUGAAACUGUAGAUGAUCAUUUUGAUCCUGAAAGAUUUGCAAAGUUAUUUUUUUCUCUUGGGCCUAUGGCAGGAUCCAAGGUUAGAGAAAGGUUGCUAGCAACUGCAGUAAACAUGGCAGAAGAAUUUAGCAGUCACCAAGUAUUGAUGAUACUGAAGACUAUGCGGAAAAUGAAAUGCAGAAAUUCUCAUCUACUCAAAAAGAUGGCUUCUGUUCUGCACAAACACUUGGAUAGCUAUCAUGUGUUACAGCUGGUAAAGUUAACGCAGUACUUGGUGGCGUUGCAUUGCCAGGAUCUGGAGCUGUUUGCCAAACUAAAAAUGUUAUUGUUAGGUUAUUUAAAAUCUAGCGUGAUACCUGCUGAUACUGCAGCUGUAAUUCGUGUUCUGGCCAUGCUUCCUUCUUUCCAAGUGGAGGAAAUGAUUAUAAACAAAGCAGCAGCAGUUUUGCCUCAAUGCAGACUCCAUCACUUGAAUUACAUUGCUACAGCCCUUGUCAAGUGGAAUCACCAUGGCCAGUUUCACUGGCAAAACAGCUCUGAGCUCUGUGCCAAGCUUCUCCAAAAACUAAAUGACUAUGGAUUUCAGAGGCUUCAGAAAGCCAACAACUUAAAUCUUCUGUUGGAAGAACUUCCAUAUGUGAAUGGAGAGUGGUUUGAAGAAGUCCUGACUGAGGAAACUCUGGCCAUGUGUCAGCACUUGAGAGAUCAAAUAACAUGGGCAAAUGUUUUACCCUUGUCUUAUUUUCUCAUAAAAUCAGAGCAUCGUUGUCCUGCAUUAUUUGACAGAAUAGCAUCUGUGACAGUUGAAAAUAUAGACAAGAUUCCCACCUCUGAAAUCUAUUUUAUUCUCUUCCUUUUCUCUGCUUUGAAUUAUGACCCUCCUGACAAUGAAGAAUUCUUUAAGAGUUGUAUCCAACAUCUUACCUCUAACUUGAGUCAUCUUGAAACUUAUCACUUGGUGCUGCUUGGUCAUGUUUUGGCAAUGGCUGGAUAUUUUCCUCCAGUUCUGAUAACAACAAUAUUUAAUGUUUCCUUCCUAAGCAAACUGGAUGCUCAACUUAAAGUCCUGCCUGAUACGGUGAAGAAGAGAGUCCACUUGAGCCUCAUGAAAUUGAACAGAGCAGUCUGUCUGGAGUGCCCAGAGUUUCACAUCCCCUGGUUUCAUGAGCCAUACUGCAAACGUGUCUUUCAUAACAGCAUGAGCCAAAUAAAUCCACAGCGACAGCAUAUUCACAGGAUGCUGACAGAGAUCUUAGGAGGGAGCCAUUACUCAAGAGUAUCUGUUGUCACACCAUACUACUAUGAAAUAGAUUUUGAGUGUGUCCUGGAUGUAAAUAAAAAGCCUCUUUCCUAUGUGGCUCAGAAUAUAGCUUUGGGUGGUGUGGGGGGAAUACACUUGAGACAUGACAUCAAGGAUGAAGGGAGAAAGGCUCUGCCACCAGGAGCUCAAAGAAUUGCUUUGGAAUUUCUUGAUUCAAAAGCCUUUAGCAAAGAUUAUUCACGUCACCUGAAAGGAGAACCUGCAGUGAAAAAGCGACACCUGGAAAUGCUGGGGUACCGAGUUGUUCAGAUUCCUCACUUUGAAUGGAAUUCCAUGGUUCUGUCAACAAAAAGUGAACAGCUGGAAUACCUGAGACAGCAGCUAUAUGGAAUACAGUGAUAUCAGACAUGCCUUCUAAAGUACUUUUAUAAAAACAGUUGAUGUGUCAUCAAACGUCUCUGGAAUACGGAAGUUUCAAAAACCUCUUUGUCUGUAUCAGCUAGACAAAAGCUUGCCAAGGUCAUCAGAUGUAAAGAGAUUUAAUCCUCAUUUCCUUAGGGAUUGCAAAAGGCAGGUCACAGUGGGCUGUGAAGAUGUGAUAAGGAUGCUUAAAAUUUCUCAUUAUCUGGAAGAUACUACAGCCACUUGAAUCUGGCAGUUUUGCAAUCAAAUUACAUUAUUAUUUCCUAAAUAAAUAGCACAGAGGCUUAGCCAGACACAGAAAAAGUUGGAAAUACUAUUGACUAGGAGAGUGGAGUCAGCAAUCUACUGGAAACUAUGUCUGUUCUCCAGCAUGUGACAGAAGAAGCAGUUAGGAAUCAAACAGUAUUUGUACUCUGAAACCAAGAAACUGAAAUGCAGAUUUUCUAAGAAUAAGGCUGCUUUUAUAGAGCCCUUCAGUUUCCAUUCUCAGAACAGAGGUACUGUGGAGGACUGUGCUGGGGGAGAGUUGUGUGGUGAGGAACCUCCAGCUGCUGCUCCUACCCUGUGAUCUGCUGUGUGCAUAAGAAUGGCUGAGCCUUCUGGAACACCUUCACAUACUGGAAAAUCCAGCCAGGGUUUGCGCAGGAGGUGUAAGACACUGAGAUGCAGAAGGAAGAAGUGGAAUAGCCAGGAGAAUGUUCAUUGUGGAGCAGUAACUGCAGGGGCAUCAUGCUUGGCAAAUCAUCCCAUUUCCAGAGGCAGCCACAUUGUGCCUACAGCUGCCAUCACCUUAGGGUGACUGCCAGCUGUGCCUGUUUUCUCACAUGUGCAAAGAGGAUAUGUUCUCUUGCUUAUUUAGUAGAGACAGGACACAUUCUUUUAUCACUUCACCUGAAACCUGGCAGAGAUAAGCAACUACAUAUCUGAAUUGGCCAUUAUGCAUCUGGCUGUCACUUUUUUUUUUUUUUUACUCUUCAGUAGAAGAAGAAAAAUGUUUUAUUAACUGAAUACAAGUCAGGAUAGGAAUGGAAAGUCAGGAAAAAAACAGAAGAACUGAUCUAAGCUGUAAGGUACUUUCCUCCUGAGGCAGCCCUCAUGUUUGUGGGAUGACUGACAAAACUAGUCAGAGAGUAGUCUAGACACUCAGGGUUAUCAAAUGGACAAGGGCUCCAGGAUGUAAUGACUGCUUUGAGGAAAUGUUUUUGAAGGCACAGCACAUAGAUUAUGUGUGCAUUAGAUUUUGUAUAAAAUGGAGAAGACAAUCACAGGUUAGUAUUUCAGAAGGUGGACUACCUGUCAAAGAGGUCUCGUGUGACUCUGCUUCUGUACAGAGCCUUCAAGUAGCAGCCUCGGAGCAUAAGAAAGGUGGCAGUGGAUGAAGUUAUCAGUCAGGGUGGUCGUGCUUGAGGUGAACACUGCUGUUCAGGGUUCUAGCAGUCACUGUACCAAGCCAGUUCUCUUCAAAUUGUGUAUGGGUAAAGUUAUGAGUAUGCACAAUGGGAAGAGGAUUGAAACUUGAUAUGAGUGGUCUUGAAAGGGCAUUGAAGAAAACCAGAAAAAGCAAUUCAGUAAAAUGUGUUGUUCUCGAUUCUUUGCACUCAUUCUUUCUAUAUUAAAUCAGCAAGUGUUAGAGCAGAUGAGUGGUGUAAACCAGUGAUCUAACAGGAGCCAAUAAAAAUAGGUGCUAAGCACAGCUGCAGAUGUGGGUACUAAAGGGAAAAUGCCCCACAGAUUAAGUACUAGUGGUCAGUAACAUACUGAAAUGAACUAUGAUGCCUGUGCCUCUGCCUAUGUUUACUUCUGUCUCAUAGGAGAGCAAUGCAAGAUAGUUGGCAUUGCUAUUCAGUCAGGUGUGGUGGCCUUCUUUUCCAGUUUAGAUUUAAAUUUAUGAAAUCCUUUACAUUGAUGACACCCUUUUUAUGAAAUGGAGAAAUCCUUUGAAGAGCUACUCGACAAAAAAUGGUAAGCAAGCUCUGAAGAAAACUGAGUGCUCUAUUUUGGACAAAGUCUGUACUAAGAGAUGUGUCCUGUCAAUAUGAUAGUGAUGAUGAGCUAAUCACUAAAAAAAGACACCAUCAAGUGAUAUUUUUACAGUUUUAAAAACAAAGUUUAAUUGUUAAAAGUUUCAACGUCAAAAUGCAUCAACUCUAUAGUAAAUGAAAAAGUCCUCUCUGUCACAGGUAUUUGCUAAAGAUAGCUCUUUUAGGACUUUUUCAUGAAUGCUUGUUAUUGGCCUCAGAUCUCCGAGAAAAACUUCCAUAAAAUAUUUGCUUUGGAAAUAAAUAUAAAAGCAUUAAAAAAGUGGAAAAUCCUUGUUAUUAGAAGUCUAAAAAUAGUAGGUAAAACAGUAGAGCUACUAACCUUAUGAACUCCUCUCUCUACCCUCUCCUCUGUCUACUAGUAUAGCUUUGUCUGAGACUGGCAUUUAUUAGGUCACAUAAUAUUAAGCCACUUUUGUUUAAAACAUUCAUUUCAAU